Messenger RNA from Lactuca virosa, 2093 nucleotides. The record is from the annotation of a GenBank genome assembly. NCBI's taxonomy places the organism in Eukaryota, Viridiplantae, Streptophyta, Magnoliopsida, Asterales, Asteraceae.
GUCAUGUCUCUUCAGCUGUAAAAUUAUACGUAUACAGAAUACAGAUACCUCGGCGAUUCGCGAACGGAGAAAAAUGGUUGCCGACGACAAAAGGCAUCUGAUGCAAAAUUUGUUCGGUGAUCAAUCGGAGGAAGAGGAAGAAGAAGAAGAAGAAGAAGUUGAAUCAGAGCACGAAUCUAAUCGUCAGCCCGAUUACGCAUCCGAUGAAGGGGACAUUGGGCUGAAACCUGAAGCUGAAGAUGUGGUAGAAGGCCAAGGGGAAGCAGAUUUAGGCAAUGAUGGUGAACUGCAUGAGAUAAAUGAUGAUCAGAUUGAGAGUGAGGGUGAAAGAGAUCAUAACUCACAAGAAGUAGAUUUGGGAGACCAGAGGGAUGAAAGUGAAGGAAAUGACUCAAGGAGUGACCAAAGAGAAGAUUACAAUCAAAGAGUCGUAACAAGUAGGAUAAGGGAUGUAGUGGAGAGUGAUUCAGAAAGAUCUGAGGAGAAUCAUUAUGUUGGCAAUGCAGAUGAAGAAGUUGAUCAUGCUACAAGUCCGAGGUCACCUGAUGAAGCCCACAUAUCAAAUACAGCACCUGAACUGCGUGAUGUAUUUGGGGAAUCUGAUGAUGAAGAAGCAGAAGAAUAUAAUGCUGUUCAGAAUCAUCCCAAGGACAAUUCAAAUAGAUCUCCAAUGGAAGAGGAAGGUUAUGAAAACGAUCUGAGGCCAGAAGACAUGUUAGCUGAUGAAGAGGGACGCUAUUAUUCUGAAGAGGAUAACAUUGAGAUUAAAACCAAAGAGAAACCAGUUGGACCUCCAUUGGAACUAGGGAUUCCUUUGCGACCUCCUCCUUCACAUCCCGAAAAGAUGAAUAUGAUCAAAGUUUCUAACAUUAUGGGGAUUGAUCCUAAACCAUUUGAUCCAAAGACAUUUGUUGAAGAGGAUGCAUUCGUUGCUGAUGAAUCUGGACACACCAAAAGGAUUCGUUUGGAGAACAAUAUUGUUCGCUACAGGGCUGUGAGAAAUCCUGAUGGAACAAAAUCUUAUGAAAGCAAUGCACGGUUUAUUAGAUGGUCAGAUGGCAGCUUACAGUUACAGAUUGGGAAUGAAGUUCUUGACAUUUCUGUGCAAGAUGCUCAGCAUGAUCAAGCUCAUCUUUUUCUUCGACAUGAAAAGGGAAUCCUCCAAUCUCAGGGGAGAGUUUUGAGAAAGAUGAGAUUUAUGCCUUCAUCCUUGAGUUCUAAUUCUCACAGAUUAUUGACUGCACUCGUUGAUUCACGCCAUAAAAAAGUGUUCAGAGUUAAAAACUGUGUCACUGCCAUUGACCCUGAGAGGGAGAAGGAACAAAAAGAGAAGGCUGAAAGUCAAACAAUCAGGGCGAAUGAAGUUCUUAGCCGGAAGAAGGAAAAGGUGAACCGGAAAUACACACACAGUGUGCGCAGGGAGCGUCAACUUUCACCUGGUUUCUUGGAGGAUGCACUUGAUGAGGAGGAGGAACCGGAUUAUUAUGAAUCUCGACCAUCCGCUCGUCGCCGCUUUGAGGAAGACCUGGAAAUGGAAGCUCGAGCUGAGAAACGGAUCAUCAAUGCAAAAAGGUCUCAAGGGCAUAAAGAUAUUGGUCGCAAGUCAUCUGCAUCUUCUAUCAAGUCAUCAAGGCGUCCGGUUGAUGACUAUGAGGAGGAAUCCGAGUAUGAAACCGAAGAAGAGGAGGAGGAGAGGUCCCCUCAACAUAUAAGAGGUGAAGAGCCACAGCAGUAUGAUGAUGAUGAUGAAGAACCUCAGUUUAAUAAGCACAAGGGUUCAGGAGGAGGACAUCAGAAGCGUAAGGAGAUGGAUUCGGAUGAGGAGGAGGAGGAGUUGGAGUCUCCGUCUCCUCCACGAAAGGCUACAUCAUCAACAUCACAUCGCCGAAAGGCACUUGUUUAUGAUAGUGAUGAAGAUUAAUCAUAAUAAUCAAUGCUUCAUUCAAAUCUUAUCUCUUGUAUUUAUUUUAUUUUAGAUACAUAGGAGUCCCUUUUUCAUUUGAAAUCACUAAAUUAGUGGGAUACGUAUAGUGUAACCGGACUUAUCUUUUCUUGUAUAUAUUCCAUGUCCGUUCUUCAUUUCAAUACAUAGA